ACAGUAGCCGCAGCCAUGCGUGAGAUCGUGCACAUCCAAGCCGGCCAGUGCGGGAACCAGAUCGGAGCCAAGUUCUGGGAGGUCAUCAGCGACGAGCACGGCAUCGACCCUACCGGCAGCUACCACGGAGACAGCGAUCUGCAGCUGGAGAGGAUCAACGUCUACUACAAUGAAGCGGCUGGUAACAAGUACGUUCCUCGUGCCAUCCUUGUUGACCUGGAACCUGGCACAAUGGACUCAGUCAGGUCUGGACCUUUUGGCCAGAUCUUUCGUCCGGACAACUUUGUCUUUGGCCAGAGUGGUGCUGGAAACAACUGGGCCAAGGGCCACUACACAGAGGGGGCAGAGCUGGUGGAUUCUGUGCUGGAUGUGGUAAGGAAGGAGUCAGAGAGCUGCGACUGCUUGCAGGGCUUCCAGCUGACCCACUCACUGGGCGGAGGCACCGGUUCAGGGAUGGGCACGCUCCUCAUCAGCAAGAUCAGGGAGGAGUAUCCCGACAGGAUCAUGAACACGUUCAGCGUCAUGCCCUCUCCUAAGGUCUCGGACACAGUGGUGGAGCCAUACAAUGCCACCCUCUCCGUCCACCAACUGGUGGAGAACACGGAUGAAACCUAUUCAAUUGACAAUGAGGCUCUGUACGACAUCUGCUUCCGCACUCUGAAACUCACAACGCCCACCUACGGGGACCUCAACCACUUGGUCUCUGCCACCAUGAGCGGAGUGACCACCUGUCUCCGGUUCCCGGGGCAGCUGAACGCCGACCUUCGCAAGCUGGCGGUCAACAUGGUGCCUUUCCCCCGCCUGCACUUCUUCAUGCCCGGCUUUGCUCCGCUGACCAGCCGCGGCAGCCAGCAGUACCGCGCCCUGACGGUGCCGGAGCUGACCCAGCAGAUGUUCGAUUCGAAAAACAUGAUGGCGGCCUGCGAUCCACGCCACGGGCGCUACCUGACGGUGGCGGCCAUCUUCCGGGGCAGGAUGUCCAUGAAGGAGGUGGACGAGCAGAUGCUGAAUGUGCAGAACAAGAACAGCAGCUACUUUGUCGAGUGGAUCCCCAACAACGUCAAGACGGCCGUGUGCGACAUUCCCCCGCGAGGCCUCAAAAUGUCUGCCACCUUCAUUGGCAACAGCACCGCCAUCCAGGAGCUCUUCAAGCGCAUCUCCGAGCAGUUCACGGCCAUGUUCCGGCGCAAGGCCUUCUUGCACUGGUACACCGGCGAGGGCAUGGACGAGAUGGAGUUCACGGAGGCCGAGAGCAACAUGAACGACCUGGUGUCCGAAUACCAGCAGUACCAAGAUGCCACGGCUGAUGAGCAGGGGGAGUUCGAGGAGGAAGGCGAGGAGGACGAGGCGUAGGGCUUAGGGAGUGGUUAGCACAGUGAGGCAAGUCCUGGGGUGAAGUCUGUUCGGCCGUCCUGAUGCAUGCUUUUUCAGUUAAACUUGGUGCUUUUUACUGUUGCCUCUGUCAGCAGUUUUGUUACUUCACUCUUUAUGUAACCUAAAUCUUUGUAUUUUAACAGGCAAAUAUGUGAUUUAGGGAGAACCUUUACAUGGAAAUAGAACAAUUAAGAUAAUAAAAGUGGAACGAUAUGAUGGUAGUGCACCUGUAGUCCAGAAGGAACUGGGAAAUAUUGAAAUUUUAAGAAUAUGCUGCCUUCUGUAACUAGUCCCUUCAGCUUUUUCAGUGCUGAAAUUGUCAAUCAACAUCACUGAGGCAUUAAGUUUUAUUGCAGAGAGAUUUUAAUAGUUUAUAAGAGGGUGACCUCUUAGCUUCCUCACCGAAAGACAAAUUUUGUGGCUGAACUAAGUUGGCCAUAUUGAAAAGGUACAUAUAUAUUAGUUUGGUAUCUCCAUUAGGGAGCAAGCCAACUCCCCCCCCAUAUAAUGAAUAGCUUUUGUACAUGUAAAAGAACAACACUAUAAAGAUUUGCACAGAUGUUUUGUUUGCGCUCUUUCCCUUCACCUUGCUUGUGUUCUCUCAAUGCAUAGCAUAGAAGCGUUUUUCAUUUGCAAUUGGAGUGGUGUGCUCAGUGUUCAGCACUUUAUCUGUAAUAAACUGUUCGAUGGGGUUCCUUAAAGUAUGUGUGAACAAGUACAUCAUGGAAAAAGUUUUCUUAUGGGUGGGGCGCUUGCCACUGGGUUGCACAACAGAGGAUUUAUCUCUUUCUGAUGCAGUAGUCUUGUGAUGUCAAACUUGAAAGUCAUUGAUCUGGUUUUUACAAUCACCAUAACCCAUGGUAGUUUCUUGUUAUGUGCAAAUUGGGCUGUGCAUAUACAAAAUCAUGUCUGUCAUCAGGAAAACUGAGAAUAGCUUACUGCUUUAAGAGAAUGAAAAGGACUUGGUGUGAGGGUGGGUUGCAGCAGCUAACAGAGCAGGCAUGGAUUCUGAUGGCCACAACAGAGCAUGCUUUUUUGGUGUCAGUGUAUCAUUUUGCCAUUCUUUUAUGCACUGUGUAAACUCAUCAAGGAUGUCUGCCAUGAAAUCAAAAUGCACAAUGGCUUUUGUGUGGUGUUAAUGUGGAGGACUCUAUAAAAAGGCAUGUCUUCUGAGUUAGGACUUCUGUUUGUGUUUUCUUCAAAAUGGAUCUUGGCAAUAAAAGUAUUUAUUGAAA
Varanus komodoensis (Komodo dragon) is the source of this 2609-nucleotide messenger RNA. It is a transcript of the gene TUBB2A, whose product is annotated as tubulin beta 2A class IIa. The coding region runs from base 16 to 1353 and encodes 445 amino acids. Gene Ontology annotation, cellular component: microtubule; cytoplasm. The record is from RefSeq and is a predicted model, not a curated record. Gene Ontology annotation, molecular function: GTP binding; structural constituent of cytoskeleton; GTPase activity. The transcript is spliced from 4 exons. Gene Ontology annotation, biological process: microtubule cytoskeleton organization; mitotic cell cycle; neuron migration. Lineage: Eukaryota; Metazoa; Chordata; Lepidosauria; Squamata; Varanidae.